GACCAUCGACCAUCGCCCUUCCCUUUCUCCCACAAAGGUCUCUCUCAUCACAAGCCUUGAUACCCCAUCGCGACCUUGACAGAUCUCACGAGCCCACCCGCAACCACAACAACGGGCUAUCCCGUCUCGAACGAGUUCGCUGUGCAAGCUAGAGCUAGCUUAGGGAUCCGAUUGCGAAACAAGCACCGACCGACCCCUUCCCCUACCUCCCACAAACGUCAUACCUCUCUGUGUGUUAUUGAAACUGUCGACAACCUCACGACCUCUGUCCUUCCUGAUCUAGCUCACGCCGUCUCACCUCCUUCGGCGACCACAAAGACAUUCAGCAUGGACACCAACAUGGAGGAUGUCGGUCGCGUGCCCACCGACCUGGCGCCUGCCCCUCUUUCGGAACCUACCACGAUCAGUGACACCGAUGGCUGGAUCGAAAACCUGAUGAAGUGCAAACAAUUGGCGGAGUCAGAUGUGCAAAGGCUGUGCGAAAAGGCGCGCGAGGUCCUUCAGGACGAGUCUAAUGUCCAACCUGUCAAAUGCCCGGUGACGGUGUGCGGCGACAUCCACGGUCAAUUUCAUGAUCUGAUGGAGCUCUUCAAGAUUGGUGGUCCCAACCCAGACACCAACUAUUUGUUCAUGGGCGACUAUGUCGACCGUGGUUACUACUCGGUGGAGACCGUCACCCUUCUCGUCGCCCUGAAGAUACGAUAUCCACAGCGCAUCACCAUCCUUCGCGGCAACCACGAAUCGCGCCAGAUCACCCAAGUCUAUGGGUUUUAUGACGAGUGCCUCCGCAAGUACGGAAACGCCAACGUCUGGAAGUACUUCACCGACCUGUUCGACUACCUUCCCCUGACCGCCCUCAUCGACAACCAGAUCUUCUGCCUCCACGGAGGUCUGUCUCCUAGCAUCGAUACCCUCGAUAACAUCCGAGCCCUGGAUCGUAUCCAGGAGGUACCCCACGAGGGACCCAUGUGCGACUUGCUGUGGUCAGACCCGGAUGACCGUUGCGGAUGGGGCAUAUCCCCUCGUGGUGCUGGUUACACCUUCGGACAGGAUAUAUCCGAGGCGUUCAACCACAACAAUGGCUUGACCCUCAUUGCUCGAGCUCAUCAGCUGGUCAUGGAGGGCUACAACUGGUCUCAAGACCGUAACGUGGUCACCAUCUUCUCUGCCCCCAAUUACUGCUACAGAUGCGGUAACCAGGCUGCUAUAAUGGAGAUUGAUGAACAUUUGAAGUAUACCUUCCUCCAAUUCGAUCCGUGCCCAAGGGCUGGUGAGCCCAUGGUCUCAAGACGGACACCAGACUACUUCCUCUAAGCGGAAAGACAGUCUCCACGUUCUUCACAUCUUGGUCUUGGCACAGCAAUCGAAGCAAAUAGCCCGCCUGAACUUAUAUCCUGCAUUUUUGUGCGUUCUUCGUGGUGCGUUGCGGUUGAGGCUUAGAGUCGAGAAGGGAGUGUUGAAGUAGAUGCGUCAUGACCGUGAUUGCAGUGCUUGAGAAGUGCAUCCUACGCUUGUGUGCGGCAUACAUCAACUAGACCCCCGAAAGAAUAUACAUGCCACUGCAGGUGGACCUGUCUAGACCAGAGGCAAACUCUAGGCGUCUUUUUGCAAGCCGGAUUGACCUAAUGAACACAUUAUACAGA
Messenger RNA from Cryphonectria parasitica EP155, 1643 nucleotides. RefSeq lists its product as uncharacterized. The record is from RefSeq and is a predicted model, not a curated record. The transcript is spliced from 6 exons. NCBI's taxonomy places the organism in Eukaryota, Fungi, Ascomycota, Sordariomycetes, Diaporthales, Cryphonectriaceae. The coding region runs from base 328 to 1314 and encodes 328 amino acids. Gene Ontology annotation, molecular function: protein serine/threonine phosphatase activity. Gene Ontology annotation, cellular component: cytosol. Gene Ontology annotation, biological process: peptidyl-serine dephosphorylation; mitotic cell cycle.